UCUCUGUCUAGCUGUGACCGGCUGAGGCGGUGCGGCGGCAUAGGGACGGCGGCCUAGUUCGAUCGGUGUGUCCAUUAAUCCAAGAAAAUGGAAACUGAACAGCCAGAGGAAACCUUCCCCAACACUGAAACCAAUGGUGAAUUUGGUAAACGCCCUGCAGAAGAUAUGGAAGAGGAACAAGCUUUUAAAAGAUCUAGAAACACUGAUGAGAUGGUUGAAUUACGCAUUCUGCUUCAGAGCAAGAAUGCUGGGGCAGUGAUUGGAAAAGGAGGCAAGAAUAUUAAGGCUCUGCGUACAGACUACAAUGCCAGUGUUUCAGUCCCAGACAGCAGUGGCCCCAAGCGCAUAUUGAGUAUCAGUGCUGAUAUUGAAACAAUUGGAGAAAUUCUGAAGAAAAUCACCCCUACCUUGGAAGAGGGCCUGCAGUUGCCAUCACCCACUGCAACCAGCCAGCUCCCGCUCGAAUCUGAUGCUGUGGAAUGCUUAAAUUACCAACACUAUAAAGGAAGCGACUUUGACUGCGAGCUGAGACUGUUGAUUCAUCAGAGUCUGGCAGGAGGAAUUAUUGGGGUCAAAGGUGCUAAAAUCAAAGAACUUAGAGAGAUCACUUAGACAACAAUCAAGCUUUUCCAGGAAUGCUGUCCUCAUUCCACUGACAGAGUUGUUCUUAUUGGAGGAAAACCUGAUAGGGUUGUGGAGUGCAUAAAGAUCAUCCUUGAUCUUAUAUCAGAGUCUCCCAUCAAAGGACGUGCACAGCCUUAUGAUCCCAAUUUUUAUGAUGAAACCUAUGAUUAUGGUGGCUUUACCAUGAUGUUUGAUGACCGCCGUGGGCGUCCCGUGGGAUUUCCUAUGCGGGGAAGAGGUGGUUUUGACAGAAUGCCUCCUGGUCGGGGUGGGCAUCCCAUGCCUCCAUCUAGAAGAGAUUAUAACGACAUGAGCCCUCGGCGAGGACCUCCUCCCCCUCCUCCUGGACGAGGUGGCCGGGGAGGUAGCAGGGCUCGCAACCUUCCUCUUCCUCCGCCACCACCUCCUAGAGGAGGAGAUCUAAUGGCCUAUGACAGAAGAGGAAGACCUGGAGAUCGUUAUGAUGGCAUGGUUGGUUUCAGUGACGAUGAAACUUGGGACUCUGCAAUAGAUACAUGGAGCCCUUCAGAAUGGCAGAUGGCUUAUGAACCACAGGGUGGCUCCGGAUAUGAUUAUUCCUAUGCAGGGGGUCGUGGCUCAUAUGGUGAUCUUGGUGGACCUAUUAUUACUACACAAGUAACUAUUCCCAAAGAUUUGGCUGGAUCUAUUAUUGGAAAAGGUGGUCAACGGAUUAAACAAAUUCGUCAUGAGUCAGGAGCUUCGAUCAAAAUUGAUGAGCCUUUAGAAGGAUCCGAAGAUCGGAUCAUUACCAUUACAGGAACACAGGACCAGAUACAGAAUGCACAGUAUUUGCUGCAGAACAGUGUGAAGCAGUAUUCUGGAAAGUUUUUCUAAGACUAGUGAAGAACUGAAGGAGUCCUGCAUCUUUUUUUUUUAUCUGCUUCUGUUUAAAAAGCCAACAUUCCUCUGCUUCCUAGGUGUUCUGCAUUUGAGGUGUAGUGAAAUCUUUGCUGUUCACCAGAUGUAAUGUUUUAGUUCCUUACAAACAGGGUGGGAGGGAGGGCGUGCAAAAACUAACAUUGAAAUUUUGAAACAGCAGAGUGAGUGAAUUUUAAUUUUUGUUCAUUGUUGGUUAAAAAGGAAAAUUCCCCCUAUGUAAUUAUUGUGAACACCUUACUUUGUGGUCACUGUAACAUUUGGGGGUGGGGGAGACAGGGAGGAAAAGUAACAAUAGUCCUUAAUGUCCCUGGCAACUAUUCAGAGCAGUGUGCAGAAUGUAAUGCUCUUUUGUAAGAAACAUUUUAUGAUUUUUAAAAUAAAUUUAGUGAACC
This is a messenger RNA of Rhinolophus ferrumequinum (greater horseshoe bat), 1916 nucleotides long. RefSeq names its product heterogeneous nuclear ribonucleoprotein K-like. Gene Ontology annotation, biological process: regulation of mRNA splicing, via spliceosome; regulation of transcription by RNA polymerase II. Bases 808 to 1479 code for a protein of 223 amino acids. Gene Ontology annotation, molecular function: mRNA binding. Gene Ontology annotation, cellular component: cytoplasm; nucleus. NCBI's taxonomy places the organism in Eukaryota, Metazoa, Chordata, Mammalia, Chiroptera, Rhinolophidae. The transcript has a single exon. The record is from RefSeq and is a predicted model, not a curated record.